Molecule: messenger RNA, 990 nt
Organism: Dioscorea cayenensis subsp. rotundata (Guinea yam)
Lineage: Eukaryota; Viridiplantae; Streptophyta; Magnoliopsida; Dioscoreales; Dioscoreaceae
Product: probable E3 ubiquitin-protein ligase RHY1A
Exons: 4
Coding region: 391-966 (191 amino acids)
Source: RefSeq, a predicted model, not a curated record
GUAUGUAUGUAUGUAUGUACAUGCUAAGAAUCAUUAAACUAAGGAUAAGAUAAAUAAACACAAGAUUGUGACUAUAAAUACACAAGCAUAUAUCAUGAUAAGGUAAGAUAUGCAUGCAUGUACAGAGUAAUGAAAUGAAGAGGUUGUCUUGGAAGCACAUGCAGUUGUUUUCAUGUAGAGCCCCCCAUGAAUUAAAGCCUUAAACAACUUGUCUGCCAUGUCUAACAGAAUCUCAUCGUCAUCCUCCUUCGUUAAUUAAUUUCCUGCCCAUAUUAUUUGUAGGCCAAACUGUUUGUUCGGAGGCCACUUUCACCAUGAAGAAUAUGAGGUCCUAUUUAUAGUAGUUGUGUUCUUCUUCCUUCUUUCUUUCUCCUCUUUAGUUUUCUAAACAUGGCUGGCAUGUUACCUGGUGUUGAGUGUGCCCGGAGAAGAAGGUUUCAUCAAGGCGGCUCUUCGGACUCUUCAAUGGGUUCUCGCCGUUCAUCUUUUUGUUUAUACACUACUAGCCAUGAUAGCCAUCUCAACUCCAACUCCAACUCUAAGCAAAGGAGUGGUUCAUUGAACAAAGAGUUUCAUGCUUUGGCACUUGGAAGUAUUGCAAGAGAGGCUAAAGAGAGGUUGGAUGAGAGAUUGAGAGCACAAAGAACCUCAGAGAUAAAGAGGUAUAAGAGUAUGGAAAGCAUAAAGAUUAAUAAGAAUGAAAGUGGGAGUGGAAGUGUUCAUAGAGAGGUGUUUUGCUCAAAGAAAAGUGCAAGGAAGUUUAGUUGGAUGAAGUUGGGAUGGAAAAGGUCAGAAGAAGAUGAGUGUGUGGUGUGCUUGGAAGAGUUUAAGAGAGGAGAUAUACUUGUGCAUUUGCCAUGCUUGCAUAGGUUUCAUUGGACUUGUGUUGUUCCUUGGAUUGAGGCUAAUUCUCAUUGUCCUUGUUGUAGAACUAGUGUUUCCCUUGCUUCUCUUGAAUCUUGCUGAGCUUAUUUAUUUUAUUUUAUUUCU